CUCGCGCUGCACCAGAGCCUCGUUCAGCCCGCCUAGUCGACUGUCCAGCAUUCCAAGCCGACACGCACGCCGCAGCAGCGCCGCCAGAGCCCGUCCAGCCUUCUCCUCAGCCCUCCCUCGUCUCGACUUCAUCUCCCGACUUCCUGUACCGCCAUGCCCAUCUCGUCGGACGUCAACAACCUCAACGCGCCGUUCCCGGUCGUCGACGCCGACCCGCACUUCAGCCGCGUCCUGCGCAACCUGCGCACCCAGGACUACAUCCUCUGGGGUGGCGCCACCGCCUUUGCGCCCGGUGCGCUGUACGGCAUGGAGCUCGCCGACCCGACCAAGACGGGCCGGGUCCUCAUGCGCUCGUCGUUGAGGCUCGCGACCUGGCUCGGUUUCGCCGGCGGCUUCCUCCUCGCGUACCAGAACGUGUCGCUCCGCAUGUGGGGCUGGAAGGAGAACUCUGCCGAGCAGGCGCAGGACAAGGCCGAGCUGAGCCAGCUCGCCAAGGAGGGCAAGCCUUUGUACGGCGAGAGCGACCUCCCCGAGUACAUCCAGGGCGUCGCCCACCGCAACUCGAUGUGGAGCCAGCUCAAGUUUGGCGUCAUGCCCUGGUUCAACUUUGUCAACCACCCGUUCCACGGCACCGACGCGUCCAAGUACAAGGAGUAAGCGGUGUCGGGAGCGAGCUCGCGAGGAUGUAGAGCGAGUGGGGCGCGCGAGCGGGCGGGAGGGGGUCGAGCUGCAACGCUGCGGGGUGUUUCUGUUU
Rhodotorula graminis WP1 is the source of this 754-nucleotide messenger RNA. RefSeq lists its product as uncharacterized. The transcript has 5 exons. Lineage: Eukaryota; Fungi; Basidiomycota; Microbotryomycetes; Sporidiobolales; Sporidiobolaceae. Bases 154 to 657 code for a protein of 167 amino acids. The record is from RefSeq and is a predicted model, not a curated record.